This is a messenger RNA of Seminavis robusta, 2799 nucleotides long. The record is from the annotation of a GenBank genome assembly. NCBI's taxonomy places the organism in Eukaryota, Bacillariophyta, Bacillariophyceae, Naviculales, Naviculaceae.
AUCACUCGCUCGAGACCUCCAUACUCCCAGUACAGUAAUAGCGACCACACUCAGUCUUGAAGAGGCAGGCAGGAAUUCCGUUCCGCCUCUGUAUUUGACGGGAUGUAUCAUACUCAAAAUCUGAAGUAUUGACGACUCUGAGUAUUAUUCCUGUAAAGAUUGAAGAAGCAACACUGUAAUUUAUUAUAACAAUGAUGAUGCUACAACACAUGCAUCUGUUUACAUUCCUGGCUUCCACCAUGGCCCAGCGCAUUGGUAUAAAGAUAUUGAUUGACAAUGGAGUCUAUGACUUUGUGCUUUUGAAUUUGAUCAUUUUCUUUGGCAUGCUUUUGGCAUCUCUGACCUUCAAAGAAGCACGAGCUGUACUCUGGGAGUGCCUCAAGAACCCUCAACCGUUGGUCGGCAACGCCCGAAUGCAUCCUGCUGCGUGUUUUCUGGUGAUUUCGGAAACGAUUGGAGGUGUCUUGCUCGUUGUCACACUGUAUUAUCUCUCUGUGAGUGCUCAGUCAAUCUUUUCCAGAGGAACGGAACUGGUGGGUGUCGUCAUGUUAGAGCACAUUCUGGCCACCAACUUGCGCCAUCAACUUGCCUUGCAUCACAUGGUGACUGUCGUGAUGGUGCUCCUGCUCGGAUCCUUCUUCCUUCCUCUUGUGGCCAAUAGAUCGGAUCUCUCUACAAACUUUUCGGCAGUUGGCAUUGUCUUGGUCAUGAUCCGCUCCCUCCUCAUGGCACUGCAAACCGUUUGUGAGCACAUUUCACUUCAUAACUAUGCCUUUCCUCCCGGUGUCAUUCUGCUGAUUGAAGCUGCUGGGGGCAUGGCUUUGACACUGACAUUGGUUUUGCCCUUGUCAAUACUUUGGGAUCCUUCGGGCACACUCACAGCUAUCACAGAUUCCUUGCGUGUCAUUGCUGAGGAGUACUGGCUCUUGGGCAUCGCUUGCUCCAUGAUUUUCAUCUGCGGGUAUUCCAACUGGGCUCGCUUAAAUGUCAUAGAUCGAUUGUCAGCAUUUGCCUCUGCAUUGGUAUCGGCACUCCUUCCGGGUUGUGUGUUUGUAGUGAGUCUUGUCCUAUACUAUAGUUUUGGAGUAGGGGCUCAUGGUGCUGUCGUCAUCGGAGAACCAUUUGACCUCUACCCGUCUCUAUGGAUGAUUGGGUGCUUCUCGGUAACACUUUUAGGGAAUGUGCUGUAUUACGUUUGGAUGCCACGAAUGUCCCAAUUGUACUUGGAAGGAUUGAAGAGAGUUUCUUUGGGUGACGAGGACAGGGAGUUGUCCAACCGUCUUGACAAGAUUUGUGCCAGUGGGAAACAGUACCAGCGCAGUGCCAUCGGUUGCUACGCUCUGGAUGAGAGUGACUAUGACCCCCAUGGACCCGUCUUUCCACUCUUCCGGUAUGUGGUGGAGCAGUACCACGAAACCUCACUGGAAGAGUCCACAGACGUGGAAUCUCCAUUUGAUCCAAAGCGCCAUCACCUGCCUACCCGGGAAGAAUGUGGCAAGUUGUUUCCGGGACAAGAUGUUGAAGAUUGGAGUCAUGUGGUUUCCUUACGAGUCCGUGUUGCCAGGAACAUUUCUGGCUUUGCGUUUGUACCAUCUAUAGACUCUUCCACACGGAGAGCAAUUGCCACGAAGGUUCGCAAGGCUCUCACCGUGGACACUGGUUGGGUCUUUGAAGACUAUGCUGAUCGUUGCGAUCUUUGGCCUGUCCGGGAGUUCCGUGUCAUGCGUGCUGCUGGUAUCCUAGAGGAUUGGCCAACAGACCGUUUUGUGGCCACCAAGAUGUACAACAAGAAUGUUGUGGUAACAGUCUUGGUCAAUGAAGAAGACCAUCUCCGCAUCGUAGUUACAGUGAACGACCCAACUUCAUUGGAAGAUGUUUCUUCCGCCAUUGCAGCCCUCUCCAAAACUGAAGAAAUGCUGCAAGAAAACCUGGGACUUUCAUACAGUCACAACCCAGUCUUUGGUUUCUUGGCGUCCUGCCCUACGAAUGUGGGCACUGGAUUCAAGAUUAGCAUCCGCACCUAUGGAAAGCAAAUCAAUCAAGCAUCCGAGGUUCGCCUCAACAAGACAGUCCAGGAGAUUGUGUGCGAGCACCUUUCCAUUGCCAGGGAGUCCAGUUUGGUUGGUAAAGAUGGCUCGUCCGAGCCUCUUUAUUCUCCUGGUUUGGAUUACACAGAGGAUACGACGGAUUCCGGGACAAACUCCAAUGGACAACAAAAAGAAUUUGAUGGCGUCUCAUUUUUUCCUCUGUCAAAACUAGCUGGCUAGGUAGUUGCUUCCUUGAAUUUGGUUUGAUUCUCGAGCCCAGUGCAGCUAUCCGAGCGAGCCAUCAUUGCCAUUGGCGUCAAAUCUAAAAAAUAUGGAUUCCGGCGAUUUUUGUAUUGGCUGGAAGCUAGCUAGAGCCUUUUAGCUAGCCAGCUUUGGAUGAAGACUAGAGCACUGGAGUACCCAUCCCAAGGCUUCGGCUGCAGCGCAGGAGCGCUCGUCCACUGGCACCAUACCGUAUCCGCUGUAAGAUAUUUUUGUUUCCUUGGAGCACCCAUCCCAAAGCGUCAAAGGAAAAUUUCGUUUUCAGCAGUCGGACCAGUCCACACAGCAAGCAAGUACCGGUAGAUCAUUGUCGCUUGUUGUUUCUGUACGGUAGUAGCAGUACAUGUAGUAGCAGCUUUGUUAAAAUAAUUGUGCAGUAGCAGAGAUAAGACGGGAGAUCGUUGGAAGGGUGCAGAUGAGCUUCAAUAAAGAUACUAACGAAUCCAGGAAUAGCUCCUCCCCCUUCAAGAAGCAUCUUUCCUCCGGCUCA